UAGUAAUCAAUUUUUUAAAAAAAAAUCAAAUAUGAAAGCAUAUUUAAAAUGUUAUGAUUUUUCAAAUUUUAGUUGUGAUUCAAUAGUAUUCUAUUGAAAACAUCACUUUUUGAAUUGUCUAGAACUACUAAACCCCUUUCCAACUCCAUUAAAAAAUAAUACUACAAUUAAUAUAAGUAAGUGUUCUAAAAUGUUAUCGAGAGAAAAAAUUGUGCAAAACAGUUCUAAAUAGAUUAAUGGUCAUUUAAAAUUUGUAAUUUCCCUCCCAAAUACGCAAUGGAUUACCUCCCCUACGUAUAGGUGGCGCUGUUUUUUAUUUAUAACAAGAUGUCUGCUCCCAUGGUUGAAUUGACGCCUUGUUCCCUUCGGUUUUAUUUUGAAGGAAAUUGUGGACUUUGUCCAAAAUUUCCCGAGGAAAAUUCACUGAAGUAUGUUAAAGAAUGUAAUAAGAGCAUUGCUGGACAUUUGAGGGCCUGCAGAGUUGCAGAGAAAUCGGUAAGAUCAGAAGGGGAACUACUGUGUCUUAGAGCUGGGAUAUGGAGGUGGAAAGAGAAAACUGACCUUGGCAUAACUGUGUGUCCAGCUCACAGAUACAUGUAUGGACUUGGUUGGAAGCCGCGACUGAAAUGCGACUUUUUUAGGCAUCCCAGUUCCUCAAAAAGUAAAGCACAAAGAGGGAUGUCAGCAAGGAUGUGUGAACUUGCACAACUCAGAUGGGGUGUGCUGUGCAGAAUUGGAACAGGAAUUUGUCGACAAUGCCUUGACAGUUUGUCAGAGGACAGAGAUGAUUCAGAGUCACCAAACAGCUUUGGUGUAACAGAAGAGACAAAAAUAGAGGAGGACAAGCCACAGGAUAAUAAUGACCACUACCAGCUACGUCCUAAACAGGUUAUUACUAUUAAGGACACAUAA
This is a messenger RNA of Saccostrea echinata, 912 nucleotides long. RefSeq lists its product as uncharacterized. NCBI's taxonomy places the organism in Eukaryota, Metazoa, Mollusca, Bivalvia, Ostreida, Ostreidae. Bases 328 to 912 code for a protein of 194 amino acids. The transcript is spliced from 4 exons. The record is from RefSeq and is a predicted model, not a curated record.